Molecule: messenger RNA, 2445 nt
Organism: Laetiporus sulphureus 93-53
Lineage: Eukaryota; Fungi; Basidiomycota; Agaricomycetes; Polyporales; Laetiporaceae
Product: DNA repair protein, SNF2 family
Exons: 12
Coding region: 1-2445 (814 amino acids)
Biological process (GO): reciprocal meiotic recombination; double-strand break repair via synthesis-dependent strand annealing
Cellular component (GO): nucleus
Molecular function (GO): ATP-dependent chromatin remodeler activity; ATP binding; hydrolase activity, acting on acid anhydrides
Source: RefSeq, a predicted model, not a curated record
AUGCUGCGACGCAUCCCAGUAACACCAGAUGGAAAAGCCGUCGACAGGCUGCAGGAGAGCACUCGUGUCAACAAGCCGUUCAAAUCACCCGCCAGCGUCGUUCAGCGACAUCAGCCUCAACGCAAGCGCAAGCGGGUGAACUAUAAGGAGGACGAGAAUGCGUCCCGUCAGUCAGAUUCCGAUGAGGAUGGCUCGCAGAAGAAGAAGAAACUCGACAAGAAUGGUCGGUUUGAAACUCCCCGCGAUAAUAACAUCAAGCACUACCCGGUCUUCAAAGUGAAACCAUUCGACCAAGUGUCUCGUAGAUUCUCCAUGCCAGAGAUGAGAAAUAAAAAUGGAGAACUUGUUCCACUGAUACCAACCAAUGCCUCGCUUGGUAUUCGUCCCCUGGCGAAUAUCAUCCCUCGACCGCUCCACGAUCCUAUGGAGGAUCAUGCCAUCGUUCUCUAUGACCCUACCGUCGACGAUAGAGAAACUGAUGAGGAGCGAAAAGAACGUGAGAAGGAGGAAGCCAAGGAGAAGGCAGCUCAGGAGGCACGAGAGAAGACGGUCGGGAUGUACAAUCCUCACAAGAGCCUGAAGGAACUGCUGGGUGGUGGUAAGAAUAAGAAGAAGCAGAAGGACAAAGUCGCAGUCGUCAUCGACCCUGCACUUACUAAGGUUCUCAGACCACAUCAAGUGGAGGGUGUAAAGUUCCUAUACAAAUGCACGACUGGCAUGGUGGUCGAGAAACAAUACGGAUGCAUAAUGGCAGACGAGAUGGGUCUCGGAAAGACGCUCCAGUGUAUUGCACUCAUGUGGACACUUCUCAAGCAGUCGCCACACGCUGGAAAGCCGACUAUAGAGAAAUGCAUCAUUGCCUGUCCGUCAAGUCUGGUUAAGAAUUGGGCCAAUGAGCUAGUGAAAUGGCUCGAGAAGGACGCUAUUGCCGCGCUUGCCAUUGAUGGGAAGGGAGGUAAGGCCGAAAUGCUCGAAAAAGUGGCGAGGUGGGUUGCUGCCGGCGGUAGGAACGUAACCCAACCAGUCAUGAUUGUCUCCUACGAAACAUUGCGUACACUGUCCGUUCAUCUUGCCAAUUGCAGCAUCGGCUUGCUGCUGUGUGAUGAAGGCCACCGGCUCAAAAACUCUGAAUCUCUGACAUUCCAAGCGCUGAAUGGUCUUAACGUCAAACGUAGGGUGAUCUUGUCUGGGACGCCCAUACAGAAUGACCUAUCUGAGUAUUUCUCUUUGCUGAACUUUGCCAACCCCGACUUCUUGGGCUCGAAGAAUGAUUUCCGAAAGAACUUCGAGAACCACAUCAUCAGAGGCCGUGAUGCUGAUGCUAGCGACGCCGUCAAAGCCGAGAGUGAGAAGAAAUUGAAGGAGCUGGGUGGACUGGUAGCGAAGUUCAUCAUCCGACGAACGAACGAUCUCCUGUCCAAGUACCUGCCCGUCAAGUACGAACAUGUUGUGUUCUGUGGUCUAUCCGACUUCCAGCUCUCUCUAUACCGAUUGUUCAUUUCCUCGCCUGAGAUUCAGGCACUCUUGCGUGGAGCAGAAUCUCAGCCUCUCAAAGCCAUCAACAUACUAAAGAAACUAUGCAAUCACCCGGAGCUGCUGGACUUGCCGAAAGAUUUGCGAGGCUCGGAGAAGUUGCUACCAGAAGACUUUUGUGGUGCGGGUUCCAGUGCGAGGGACAGAGGUAGGAACCAGACAAUUCAUUGCGAGUGGGGUGGCAAGUUCCUGGUGCUCGAACGAUUCUUGCAUCGUAUUAGGACGGAGACAAAUGACAAAAUCGUCUUGAUCAGUAACUACACACAGACGCUGGACCUCUUUGAGAAGCUCCUCCGUUCCAAGAAGUAUGGAUAUUUUCGUUUGGACGGCACCAUGACGAUCAACAAACGCCAAAAGCUCGUCGACCAGUUCAAUGACCCGAAUGGCAAGGAAUUCGUCUUUUUGCUUAGUAGCAAAGCUGGAGGAUGUGGUAUCAACUUGAUUGGCGCAAAUCGACUCAUCCUCUUCGAUCCUGAUUGGAAUCCGGCCGCAGACCAGCAAGCCUUGGCUCGUGUCUGGCGUGACGGACAGAAGAAAGAAUGUUUUGUAUAUCGGUUCAUAUCUACAGGAACGAUUGAGGAGAAGAUCUUCCAGCGGCAAGCCUCAAAGCAGGCGCUCUCCUCUGCAGUGGUAGACGAGAAGGAGGAUGCAGAGCGACAUUUCUCGGUCGAUGCUCUACGAAAGCUAUUCUUAUUCAACGAGAAGACGCUGUGCGAAACACACGAAACGUUCAAGUGCAAACGUUGCAAGAACGGCAGACAAGUCAUGAAGGCUCAGACACUGCUCUAUGGUGAUGCGAGCACAUGGAACCACUUCACGAACGAGGAACUCAGGAACAACCAUGACGACCUGUUACGGGCGGAAUUCGGUCUCCCUGAGGUCUCCUUCGUAUUCCAAUACAUCAGCCACUAG